Messenger RNA from Aspergillus versicolor CBS 583.65, 3144 nucleotides. RefSeq lists its product as uncharacterized. Gene Ontology annotation, biological process: proteolysis. Gene Ontology annotation, molecular function: protein binding; serine-type endopeptidase activity. Bases 1 to 3144 code for a protein of 1047 amino acids. Lineage: Eukaryota; Fungi; Ascomycota; Eurotiomycetes; Eurotiales; Aspergillaceae. The record is from RefSeq and is a predicted model, not a curated record. The transcript has 4 exons.
AUGGACAGCGCAAGAGACCUAUCAGUACUAGAGGGGGAGGCUCCAGCACAGGGUGGUAGAAACUAUGGCGAACCGCAUGCGAUUAGCGCCACACUAUCAGAGAAUCAGAGCGACUCAGAUGACAAGUCGGACGGCUCUAGCAACGAGUCGGACAUGGACGAAGAGGAAAAAUCACAGCGCUAUUCGAAUAAAAACCACAGCGAGCUGGAGGAAAUCGUGACCUCCAUUAAAGCGUUCAAGAAGGAAGACUGGGCCGACAUCGACACGGAAAAGGCCUUUGGAGAGAAUUCAGACCGCUGGCCCAAUUUAGGCGUCGCCUCGGAGACAAGGGGAGAUACCGUCCUGCAUAUGCUAAUAACGACGGACUAUGAGAACGACAGAGAGAGGGAGAACCUGGUAAAGGCGAUCCAAUGCACGAUCCAGUUUCGCCCGGAGUUGUGGACAAGACACAAUUCCGAGCGUGCAACUCCUCUGUACCUCGCACUGACCAGUCCUAAUGCGAAACGCAUCGAUUUACUGAAGCAGGACCUGUUUAUCUCCAGACCCUCAAGGAAUACGAUUGACAGGGCGCUGCUUGGAGCGGGAAUUGCGGCUGCAUGCACAGCCAAGAAGGAUAACUGCCUGCACCUAGCACUGAAGCAUCGGAUUCACAGCACGUCUCUCCUGACGUCGAUGAUUAAAUAUGCCAGUCCAGACGCAGUAAACGCAACUGAGAAGAAUAACUGGACGCCGCUGCAUCGCGCAGCCAAAUACGAACACUCGAGCUCGGGCAGUCUGAAGAUCAUCAAAGCCCUAAUUGCGAGAGGGGAAUCCGGAGAGCGGACGGAUGAUGUAUCGUCUGGCUGCGCAUAUGCUCUUGAUACGUACGUCCAGGUAGACAAUGAGGAGCUGUCUGUGUACCAAUAUCAUAUGAAAACCAGAGAGGAAAUGAGACCGCCACCAGCCACUUCCAGCCGACAAGCAAAUAAGCCCAGCCGGAAGGAGUCCAGCAAAGCCGAAAAGAACACCCGGGGUCCCAAUCGAUCAGUUGGCAACUCACAGCAGACGCCUACACGGGACAGGGCCAACAUAGGCGCCAUCCGAACGGCUGCAGAGACUCAAGAAGAGCCAAGGGAGGAAGAACUGCUCAAUCCCGGCCUGCGUCGUUCGAGUACCAUGAAUAUGACAACGGAGGGUAAACCGAGUGCCACGGCAGGCAUGAAGAAGGAAAGCACCAGUAGGGACAAAGACCAGGGCAAGCUCAAGCUAGAAAAGUACUCGGAGGAGAUACGCAGCGAAUUGAAACUACACUGCCUGCGAACCAGGAGUGUUACCCAGGCUCUCUACUUCGACUACCGUGGCCUGCCCACUGAAAAUGCAGACCCAACCACCUUCUACGACAACUUCCAGCAGACUCGAUUCGACGAAGUGCUGCAGUACGUAGAGUUCCCGACUGUGCACCUGCGACAGACCCAGGACCCUCGCGGCGAGACCAUUAAACAACUCAAGGAAGUCUAUCAGUCCAAUACCAGGGGACGGAAGGAUCUUCUGUUCUUUUUCAGUUGGCUCAAGGAUAAGAAGGUGAAGCAUAUAAUUAACCUCAUUGUGGAAGACACCAAAGAUUCACACGCAGACGAUGCCAUCGAGGCCUGUCUGUCUGGUCUCCGGGUAGACGUACUUGACUGGUCCAAGCCAGAUUUAGAUCCUGAGAUGCUGUACAGUGCUUGCCCGGAUGUGAGAGAGUUGCAUCUGUAUUGGGGUGGCAACAAUGCAAUCCUGCGAGCCUGGGCUGAGCCUGCAGGUCUUCCGAUGCUCAAGAGCCUAGAACGGAUUUACUUGUACUAUGACCAGAGCUGCCAUAGAUCAAAUACCAAGGUUGACGACUUUAUAAAGCGGAUCCAAACCCCUUUGCCUGUCCCAGACACUGCUGGGCCAAAGGCUAGUACCGAGGAGGUCGUAUCAGAGCCCGUGAAAAAGAGUAAAAGAUCCGCUGAUUUAUCAACCAAAAUCAAAGUGAUCCCAAAGCAAGCCCCGGCCCUGGACAUGGACGGCCGCGAAGGCGCGGGGAUCACGGCGAGUGCGGAGGGGCAUAGCACAUCCCACUCCACAGUGACAGUGCACAAAUGGCUCAAGAGCAUCGACAAGUUUACCAUCGAGCUGAAAGCGCUGAUGGCAAACAUUUGGCGCGCGUCCCACAUGAGCGACGAAAUCAGGGUCGCCCUGAUUGACGACGGGGUUGACCUUUUGGAAAAGGAGUUCCGCGAAAGGAUCCUGCAUGGUAAGAGCUUUGCUGCGUAUGGUCACGAUCGAAACCAGCGCGAGAAGCAGUGGUAUGUAUCGGACCGGGGUCAUGGCACUGUGAUGGCUCAUAUGAUUCUGUCGGUGUGCCCUAUGGCCAAGAUAUAUCCGAUCAGGCUAGAAACGACCAGGGAUCCCAGGACGCAGUCGUCCAGGAUUUUGCCAGAGUCGGCAAUACGCGCCAUCGAAGCAGCAGUUGCAAAGGAUGUCCAUGUCAUCUCCAUGUCCUGGACAGUAGAGCCGCCCAAGGGCAAGACCAAAACCGAGUUCGACAAAGUCCUGGCCAUGGCCGAGGAGAAGAAUAUCCUCAUGUUCUGCUCCUCGCCCGACGAAGGCAACUUUGCCAGCGACCACUAUCCCACCGCAUGGGGGCCCGACAAGCUCUUCCGUAUAGGGGCCUCGCAGGCAGACGGCCAUGCCUACGGCCUGGUGCAGUGGAAUAACGUCGACUACAUUUUCCCCGGAGUCGACGUUGUGCGAGCAAAUAAUCGCCACAUCCGGUUCCGUGGUCUUGAUGACGAUAAAUCAUGCACUGGCUCGUCGGUUUCAACGGCGUUGGCUUCGGGGCUGGCUGCGUUGAUUCUCUGGCUCGCUAUUAUUGGCGCCAAAUACUCUCUCGAUGCGGGCCAGAUGGAUGUCCUGAAUAGCAGGGACGUGAGCAGGCUGCGAGAUGUUAAGGCCAUGAAACAAGCAUUUAAGAACCUGGGUGCCGGUCAGUCUCCGCAUGGCAAGUUCGUUGAAAUCUGGUCGGUUCUCGAAAAGCCAUGCAGUGGGCUCAAGGAGCACCGGGGAAAGGCACCAGAGGACAUUGAAAAGUCGCGGCAGAUCAUCUUCAAUCUGGCAAGGGAUCUUGUAACCAAGUCUUGA